UUCCGCCCCGCCCCCUUUUCCCCUUGGCGCGAGCGCCGCGCGGGAGAGAGGGAGAGCCGCAGAGGAGGCCCUUUUGGCAGCAGCAGCAGCAGCAGAGAGCCUACAAAGGCCCCUUUAAGCAUACUGCCAGGAUGGCCAUGGGGACACGGGAACAGUAUGAGCCUGUGGCUGAAAUUGGCAUUGGCGCUUAUGGCACCGUCUUCAAGGCCCGGGACCUUCAGAGUGGCAAAUUUGUAGCCCUUAAGAAUGUGCGGGUGCAGAAUAGCGAGAAUGGGUUGCCGCACUCAACGGUCCGUGAGGUGGCCCUGCUGAAACGACUGGAAAACUUUGACCACCCCAACGUUGUGCGGCUAAUGGAUGUUUGCACAAUGACACGGACAGAGCGUGAGACCAAAGUAACGUUGGUCUUUGAGCACGUGGAUCAAGAUCUGAAAGCAUUUUUGGAAAAAACUCCACCUCCUGGUUUACCAGCAGAUGUGAUUAAGGAUAUGAUGCAUCAGUUCUUGAGUGGCUUGGAGUUCCUGCAUUCAAACUGCAUCGUACAUCGUGACCUUAAGCCAGAAAAUAUCUUGGUGACCAGUUCUGGUCAAGUCAAGCUAGCUGAUUUUGGCCUUGCUCGGAUAUACAGCUGCCAGAUGGCUCUGACACCUCUAGUUGUCACCCUCUGGUACCGUGCUCCAGAAGUGCUGCUCCAGUCAGCCUACGCUACCCCUGUGGACUUGUGGAGUGUUGGCUGCAUCUUUGCAGAGAUGUUUAGAAGAAAGCCUCUCUUCUGUGGCAACUCUGAAGCUGAUCAGCUGGGAAAGAUCUUUGAUUUGAUUGGGCUCCCAUCUGAGGAGGACUGGCCUUUGGAUGUGUCCCUGCCGCGCUGUGCCUUUGCCCCCCGCUCUUCACAGUCUGUUGAGAAGUUUGUGCCAGAAAUAGACCCUCUGGGAGCCCAGCUGCUUUUGGAAAUGCUGACAUUCAAUCCCUUGAAGCGAAUCUCUGCUUUCAAAGCACUGCAUCACCAGUACUUUCAGGACAGGAGUGCAGGUGAAGGGUAACAACCCCACCAAUCCCUGGUGCAGGGAGAGAAAAGACUCUGCAAAAGACUUUGUGUGUAUGAGGAUCAUUUGCACCCCAACGAGAGGCCGCAGCAAGACCAGCCUUCACACCCUCCUGGCUGUGCUGGGAUUGUGGGGGUGGGGGGAAGUGUUGCCAACAUGUGUGGGGAAAAUUAAAGAGUGCAUGUUGCAGGAAGUGCAACACUGAAAUCUUUCCCACCCUGGAAGUGCUAGGACACUAGUGGUGUCUUUGAGCCACCAUUCACACACAUUCAAUGUUCCUGGGUUGAUCCCCAGUGAUGUUGUUGAAGGUCAGUUUGUGUUUGAGAGCCCUGUUUGAGGCAUCUCAUUCAGUCGUCUGUGGGUUCCUUGCCAAAGGUAUUUCUUUAAUAACAUUUUUUUAAAGUAAUUUUUUUAUUAUAACAGUUUACACUCAAUAAUGUUGCUGCCUUAUCACAUACCUGUGGCUAACAGUUUGACACUAAAGCCUUGCCUUGACUCGUUACAGACAUCCUGUGAAAAGUAAAGAAUAUUUUUGUAUAAGCAUUCACAAUCCAUUAUUAUUUUUUGUUCCUAAUUACAAAGACACUGGUCAGGACAGACCUAUGUUACUGAGUACCUUGGCAUAGGAUUGCUGCUGAGGUGAUCAACUGUAUCUCUUUUGAAUCCAGUAAUUGAUGUGAAACCUUAUUCUUACAGAGACACACAAAUCCUUUCAGAAAUUAUGAAAUUUCAAUAAAGAACGUGGGUAAGACCAAAGCUUGGCUUUCCCCAUCUCUUAAAAA
This is a messenger RNA of Sceloporus undulatus (fence lizard), 1828 nucleotides long. It is a transcript of the gene CDK4, whose product is annotated as cyclin dependent kinase 4. NCBI's taxonomy places the organism in Eukaryota, Metazoa, Chordata, Lepidosauria, Squamata, Phrynosomatidae. Bases 132 to 1043 code for a protein of 303 amino acids. The record is from RefSeq and is a predicted model, not a curated record. Gene Ontology annotation, biological process: protein phosphorylation; regulation of G2/M transition of mitotic cell cycle; G1/S transition of mitotic cell cycle. Gene Ontology annotation, cellular component: cytoplasm; nucleus; cyclin-dependent protein kinase holoenzyme complex. Gene Ontology annotation, molecular function: ATP binding; cyclin-dependent protein serine/threonine kinase activity; cyclin binding. The transcript is spliced from 8 exons.